AUGCACAUUCUUGAAAAGUCUUCACUCACCAAUAUACCAAGUAAUUUGGAGAGCCGAAUCAGAGAUGUUUCAUAUAAAGCUAAAGACAUUAUUGAAUCACGCAUGGUUUCUUCAAAACUCAUGCAAGACCGGCGUUCUAAGUUUGAGCAAGUGGUUUCCAACCGCGUGAGCUUGGCCUUUCCAACACCAGAUCUGCAGCAAGUAACUCAAGAGUUGGAUUCUGCAAUGGAACAAGUGGUGAAGCUCAUGGAGGGGAAGAAGACGAUGUUAAGUGGUGCUUCUUUCUCGCAUGGUGAAGUGCAACAACUUGAAUCUGUAAACCUUGUGGAAGGGGAGGAAAAGAAGAUGCCGGAUUUAUCGACCUCCAAGAAUGAUUUGGUUGGAGUUGAUGCAGAUCUGUUGCAGUUGAAGGAUCGUCUUACAAAUAUGCAGAGCAAGCUGGAGAUCAUCCCCAUUACUGGGAUGAGUGGCAUAGCAAAUGUAAAAGCUUCCAUUGUUGAAUCUGAAGAGCAGUGCUCCAAUAUACUUUCCUUGAGUUAUAACCACUUACCCAUUUACUUGGAACUAUGUUUCUUAUACAUGGGAGCUUUUCCAGAAGAUUAUAAGAUUAAUGGAUCGAGACUUAUAAGUCUAUGGAUAGCUGAGGGAUUUGUGAAAUCUAAUGGUGGUAAGAGUUUGGAGGAAGAGGCUAUGGAUUACUUGAAACUCCUCUUGGAGAGGAAUCUACUUUUGGUUAGACGAGAAAAGUCCAAUGGGAAAGCAUUGAGUUACUCUAUCCAUGAUCUUUUGAGGGAUUUAUGCAUAAGGAAAGCUAAUGAGGAGAAGUUUAUACACGUUAAGGAUUCCAUGCGGCGUGUAAGUGUUGAGUCAUCAGAUGAAAUGAACGAUGUGUGUGCUUCACCACAAUUAAUGUCACUUGCUCGAUCUUUUAUAUGCACUAAUGAUAGGAUUAUAUCUCCUAUUUUUUGCAUAUUAAAAUUGGUUAGAGUGUUGGAUGUAAUGGGUAUGUUAUUGGAGGAGUUUCCAGAAGAAAUAUUACAACUUGUCAACCUACGCUACUUAGCUAUAAACUGCUCCUUAGGUUUACCUAAAGGAAUAUCAAGAUUGAACAAUUUGCAAACCUUGAUUUGUCCACACCGUAUACCAUAUGUGACUUCUGAAUUAGGGGGGAUGUCUGAGCUAAGACACAUUAGGUUGGUGAUGGCAGUAAUCGAAAUCCAGGAGAUACAAUUUGAUAUUAAGAAGAUGCAUACGCUUUUCCACGCGUGA
Messenger RNA from Salvia splendens (bonfire salvia), 1269 nucleotides. RefSeq names its product putative disease resistance RPP13-like protein 3. The record is from RefSeq and is a predicted model, not a curated record. Lineage: Eukaryota; Viridiplantae; Streptophyta; Magnoliopsida; Lamiales; Lamiaceae. The coding region runs from base 1 to 1269 and encodes 422 amino acids. Gene Ontology annotation, biological process: defense response to other organism. The transcript is spliced from 2 exons.